Kazachstania africana CBS 2517 is the source of this 1173-nucleotide messenger RNA. RefSeq names its product Psg1p (gene PSG1). Lineage: Eukaryota; Fungi; Ascomycota; Saccharomycetes; Saccharomycetales; Saccharomycetaceae. The record is from RefSeq and is a predicted model, not a curated record. Bases 1 to 1173 code for a protein of 390 amino acids. The transcript has a single exon.
AUGAAAUUUGGUUCUUUUCUUCUCAUGGCAGCGGCGUUAAACCUUGCCAAUGCCGCUAGAGAAGUGAUCCGUCCAAAGGCAGAUAAAGAGACAACAUCAGAAGAGUUAAAACCCUGGCUGCGUACCAUUUAUUCGACAAAGGCCGAAAUUGUGACACCAACAGUCAUAGCUGGUGUUACUUUUUCUGCAAAACCUGCUGCAACUCCUGAUCCAUUAGAGCCAUGGGUUUCUCUAAAUAAAGAUGGUUCGCCAAAAACUAUAAAGCCAGAGCUAAAGAAUGGUCGUACUAAGAACCCACAUCCUGAAUAUUCCACAUACUUCCAGACAGCCAGCGUCCGUACUUUCUCCUAUGAGGAACUGAAGGCGCACAACAUGGAUCCUAACGAUGUAUACGAAGAAGAAGUGUUCAUUGAUGAAGACAAGACGUACGUUUCACUGAACCCGAUCAUCAGAUGCACACCAGAACGUUAUUUCAUGAAAGGUUCAGCAAAUGAUAUCUCAAGUCAACCAUUUUGUACACCACGUGAAAACACCAGUUGGAAAGUUGGUAAAACCUAUUUUGUUUCAUGGUUCACAAGAUUUUUCGAAGAUGAGUUUUCUGGUGAAGUUGUAGAGAAUGUUCGUGUCCACUUAUCUUAUGUCAAAGAAAAGGCUUCAGAAAAGGGUUUCCACAAGAGGGAUAUCCCAGCCACCUUUUUCUCAUCUGAAUGGCUAAAGAACGUUGACGGUAUGUACGGCAUUGAGAUUGACGGGGAUUGGUUACAGGGCCAAUACGAACGUAAAAUUGUGGUAUCUGUACAACCAUCAAACAUUCCAGAUGAAGAAUUCAAUCCAUUAGAAAAUGGUGUCCUAUUAUAUAUGAUUCAAGGCUCAAAAGUUUCUAAAUAUUCAAAGGAAGAAUUGGCCUUACAGGAUGCUGGCAUCAGCAAUGACAAAUGGUAUUAUGUGGCUUUGAGUAUCCCUACCAUGGUGAUCUUCGCCCUAGUGUGCAUUUACUUCUUCUUACACUAUAACGGCAAAUAUAGAGAUUUUUCUGACGUUACCCAGGCUGCUUUAGGUAAGAGGCAUCGUGUUCUUGGUGAAGUUUCCAAAAUGAAGAAGUUCAGGAAAAUGAAGAACCAUAAGUAUUCUGAGCUACCAAGUUACAACGAGAAGUCUAGUAAACAGCACUAG